AUCACCUUGGCCUGUUGGAGGUGAGCAGGUCCUAAGUUCACACUGUGGCAGUUCUUUCUUUUCGCUUUGAGUGGAAGAAUUCCCUGGAGACCAGCAGACGGAUACAAUUUCCCAACUUGAGGACCGACAGCCAAUCGGCAGAGUGUGCAAACGGGACAAAGUCCUUUUUUUCCUGAGUCAUUUAACCCUCCUGUGCUCCCUCCACCUACUCUGUGAAAGGUUUAUUGUUACACCCUCUGCAAAGCUUUACCUGCCCAGGUGAGCUGCACUGUUGAAACUCAGCGUCGUCUUGAAGUCAUAUUUCUCCUGCUGAUGGUUUCCUCACCUCACAGGAUUAAACACCCUGUGUCCCCCAGAUGAGUGUCCAGGAGGAUACGCAAGCUGAAGUUGCCAUGGCAAUGGCCGCAGCAUCGGCUCCACCCCUUUCUCCCUCAGACUAUGGAGUGUUGUCUCCGCCCCCUGACCUGUGCGCAUCAUGUGGUCACAGUCACCAGCUGGAGGAGAACCACGAGUACCUGUACCAGGACGAGGUGGACGACGACCUGGUGUGCCACAUCUGUCUGCAGCCGCUCAUCCGACCGCUGGACACGCCCUGCGGACACACCUACUGCCAAGAGUGCCUCACCAGCUUCCUGCUGGAGAGCGACUUCUGCCCUGUGUGCCGCACCCCCCUCAUGCUGCAGAGCUGCAGGAAGCCCAGCUUGCUGGUGCACAAGCUGCUGGACAAGCUGACGGUGACGUGUCCCUUCACUGAACACUGCUCUGAAACACUGGCAAGAGGUGAACUCGAGGACCACAUCAAGUGCAGGUGUAAAGGAGCGUCUCACUAUGGACUCUCAGCAGACAGGAAGCGACGCUCGCAGGAGGGCGAGUGCACCGAUAGCACAUCAGAACUCACCAUCGCCACGCUGCCCAACGAUGGCCCCACAUCCGCCGCCGUGGCCCUCCUGUCGGACGAGCCCGGCCUGGUCAACCCCGCCUUCGACCCCAGCAUGGAGGACAACAGCCAGUCGGGCAGCACGACCAGCCUGGCCGCCCGCAGCAGCUCCAAAAAGAUCAGGAACUUUGACAGAUCUUCAGUGAGGAGCCGAUCCUUCAGGAGGUUGAACCGGGCGUUCAGCGUGCUACGGCGGACCAAGAGCGGCAACGCGGUCAGCAACGAGACGUCUGAGGAGAGGGACAAUGCAAGGAAUUCAAGUGUUCCACCGGAAGUGCUGACUCUCCCUCAGCUGCAUCACCUGAUCCCCGAUGGUGAACUCACCAGUAUUAAAAUCACACGGGUCGAUCCCUCAGACCCACUCGCCAUCAGCAUCGUCGGUGGCAAUGAGACCCCGUUGGUUCGCAUCCUCAUCCAGGAUAUCUACAGGGAAGGCGUCAUCGCUCGGGAUGGUCGCCUGCUGCCUGGAGACAUGAUCCUUAAGGUGAAUGGCAUCGACAUCAGUAAUGUACCGCACUGCUUUGCCGUGGCAACCCUCAAGCAGCCCUGCCAACUCCUCCGGCUGACCGUGCUCAGAGAACAGCACCAUCGCUACCGCUCGCACUCGCACAGCCACCCGCACGGUCACGGCCAUUUGCACAGCCACGACGUCGCCGGGGGCCACCUGUCCCACGGCCUGCCCCACCUCCCCCUGAGGGACGACAGCAUCCACGUGGUCCUGAAUAAAACCGCCCCGGACGAGCAGCUCGGGAUCAAGCUGGUGAGGCGGCCGGACGAGCACGGCGUCUUCAUCUUUCACCUGCUGGAGGGCGGCCUGGCGGCGCGGGACGGACAGCUUUGUAUCGGGGACCGCGUGCUCGCCAUCAACGGGCACGAUCUACGUUAUGGAGCUCCGGAACAUGCGGCUCUGCUCAUCCAGGCGAGUGAGGAGCGUGUACACUUCAUCGUGUCUCGUCAGAUCUGCCUGCCCACCCCGGACAUCCUACAAGAAGAUCCAUGGGGCAUGGACGGUCCCCCGCCGUACUCCCCUGUGGAUAUAGAGCAAACACUCCUGGACGCCUGUCAGAAGCCUGCAUGCUACGAGAAGACAGUAACUCUGACUAAGGAGCCGUACGACUCGCUGGGUAUGACGGUAGCCGGAGGGAUGUCCAGUCGAGGGUGGGACCUCCCAAUUUAUGUCACAAACGUGGACUCUGACGGAGUGGUGGGACAGGAGGGCUCCAUCCGUAAAGGUGACAUCUUGCUAAACGUGAACGGGGUGGACCUGACGGGGGUGACGCGGGGCGAGGCCGUGGCUAACCUGAAGAACACCUCGUCUCCUGUCGUGCUCAAGGUCCUGGAGAUGCGUCCUCCAGAGGAGAACCUGCAGGACUGCGCGCUGCCCCCCUGUCUCGCGCCCUCACCCACAGACAGCACCAAGAGCCCCGUGCCCAACGACGACUACUCCCCGCUGUGGGUGUCAUGGCUGCAGCUCCCCAGGCAUCUGUACUGUUGCAAAGACAUCGUCCUGCGGCGGAGCACCUCGGGCAGCCUGGGCUUCAGCAUCGUGGGAGGUCAAGAGGAGGUCAACUGCAAUCAAUCCUUCUUUAUCCGCUCCAUCGUGGAGGGGACGCCGGCCUACAACGACGGCAGGAUAAGGUGUGGGGACAUUUUACUGGAGGUGAAUGGGAAGAGCACAUGGGGGAUGACCCACACAGCGCUGGUCCGCCUUCUGAAGGAGCUGCGGGGCAGAAUCACUCUCACCGUCGUGUCGUGGCCGGGCAGCCUGAUGUAGCUCCGAAACCCUCCAGCGCUGCUUUUUUUUUUUUACACAGCAUGGACCAACAAAUGUGGGAGGCGGAGCUUCAGACUGGCUGGCCCCCCCCCCAGCCCUGUUGUGUGGGAGGAGCUUAAGAUUAGAGAUUUGGAUUUCUCCCUUCUGAUGGACAGCCCAGACUUUUUGCUGAGUUUGGAGAGGGACAAACUUGAGACUGGAUUUUUUUUUUUAACCAGAGAUUAACCCCGCCCCUCCGAGAAUGAACACAGAAACAGGGAGGAUCCAGGACUGAGCCACUUCAAACUCAGAUGUGUAGAGGACACUUCAUUCUCUGGCACAGCACCCAGAGGUGGGGGUGGGCGGAUCGAGAGGAGACACAACACGUUGCCAAUUACCAGUAGUUAAAUAUUAUGGUAUGCGUUGGACUCACAUUUCUUUACUGUAAAUGUUGGGUGUCUAAAAAAAAAAAAAAGUUCUGAUCCAAGCACUUGUGAUACGUUUCUUCUGUUUGUUUGUGGUUCGGCCUUCAAAUGUAGGCUUCCAUCCUGUUUGUACUGACAGUGGUUGUCAUCUUCAUGCGUUAACCUGACGACACAUUGCCAAGUAGUAGUCUGUGUUGAGGUUUUUGUUUUCUCUGAUUUCAGAGGCUAUGACUAAAUUAUCAAACCACUGGCAAUAAAAAUUAUAUUUAAAAGAAAAUAAAGGAUCAGUGUGUUCAUAAGAUGUUAAAAAACAAGUAUAUUUAAUUAGGUGAAUUGUGGAGGCCUUACUCAUUUUCUUACUUUUAAGAAGAAAAAAAAACUGACUUGGUUUGUGUGUGGGCGGUCUGGUUCUGUCUGUCACGCUUCGGCCUGUGUAGUAUACCUGAUGGUACAUUUGGUUAAAUGAUCAAUAAAGUCAUUGGAAAAAAAGAGA
Labrus bergylta (ballan wrasse) is the source of this 3608-nucleotide messenger RNA. It is a transcript of the gene lnx1, whose product is annotated as ligand of numb-protein X 1. Gene Ontology annotation, molecular function: ubiquitin-protein transferase activity; protein binding. Gene Ontology annotation, cellular component: cytoplasm. NCBI's taxonomy places the organism in Eukaryota, Metazoa, Chordata, Actinopteri, Labriformes, Labridae. Gene Ontology annotation, biological process: ubiquitin-dependent protein catabolic process. The record is from RefSeq and is a predicted model, not a curated record.